Daldinia caldariorum is the source of this 2727-nucleotide messenger RNA. RefSeq names its product DNase I-like protein. The record is from RefSeq and is a predicted model, not a curated record. Lineage: Eukaryota; Fungi; Ascomycota; Sordariomycetes; Xylariales; Hypoxylaceae. The transcript has 2 exons. Gene Ontology annotation, biological process: phosphatidylinositol dephosphorylation. Gene Ontology annotation, molecular function: phosphatidylinositol-4,5-bisphosphate 5-phosphatase activity. Bases 681 to 2150 code for a protein of 489 amino acids.
AGGGGGUCGAGUUUUGGACCAAUUGUAAAAGGAAAGCUCUCUGGGUCUAUCUGGUCAUCCGGAGAGGCUGUGCACGUUCUCGAAGAACACAUGGCCUGUAAAAUUUGUAUUUGGAAGCACCUGAUUUAGGCAGGGUUUACCUAGGGUCGAGAUAGUGAAGAUGUCAGUAAAUCGCGGUCGUAAUGGAAGAGCUAGAAAUGGAGAUUUAGGUAAAUCUAGUAAAUCUAGUAAAUAGGUACCUUAGGUACCUACUUGCAUAAACCGGAUUCGGAAGGACCCUGAACAUCCGUAACUUAGGUAGUAGCCGAGAGUUGGGUAUCGAUGACAUAAUGUCUAUUACUCAGGCAAGGAAGAGGAAAGUUUCAAAAGUCCGGAUACCCUUGCUCAUUCACAUUUAUUGACCUAUUAACCUAUUGACCCUUCCUAACUUAGGAGUUAAAAGUAUCUACUUAAUAUCUACUUAAGAUAAGUCCCACCAUUGGGAACCUACCUACGAUAUAACAACAUACAAAAUAGUCAUACUUCACACUUCAAAUUUCAUACUUCAUUAGGUAAUAUCCCCAAAACGCCAAUGAAGCAUACGGGAAAGGAAAGGGAAAUAGGAAAAUAGGGGAAAAAAUAAAGGAAAGGAAAGGAAAGAAAUAAUACGCCGAUAGCUUUAUUCGAAUUCGUCUACGAAGAUGGAUCCAGUUCCGACGCUGGACGUCUUCAUACUCACUUUCAAUGCUGCCAAGCGCCAGAUCCACGCCCCUGUCUUUGCUCGACACUUAUACAAUGCAUUCGGACAGAAUGCUUCGCGUCUUCCAGAAUUGGUUGUCAUCUCCCUCCAGGAAAUGGCACCCUCAGCUCAGGCCUUUAUCGGCUCCUACAUGCUUAAUCCUUAUUUUCAACGCUACGAGUCGGCCGUAAACCUUGCAGCCGCCAAAUUCGCUGCAGAAGUGGAGCGCCAGAAUCUCCCGAAAGACCACCCCUACACGCUGGUGACCAUGCGCAAUGUCGGUAUGACAGGCAUUUUACUUUUCGCUCGAGACCCAGACAUGGUGAAGCACCUACGGGCUACUGAGAUCGGGUUUGGUGCUGGUGGCAUGGCCAACAAAGGAGCUGUCGGGCUUCGGCUGCAAUAUAACAAAAGGGAUGCAGAUGGUUCUUUACUAGCAUCGACAGAACUCACCUUCGUCAGUGCUCACCUAGCCGCUAUGGAGUGGAAUCUCGAAAAGAGAAACAAGAAUUGGGAGAGUAUAGCCUCGGGUCUCGUGUUUGAUGAUCCCAAGAAAUACGCAGAGAGGCAGGCAAAACAAUUCAGUCACCGGGAUAACAAUGAUAACGGUGAAUCUGAAGCCCAGCAAGCUCUGCUCUCACAGGAUAGAACCGAAAAGUCCCUGCACGAUAUUUCCAUAUAUAAGCCCAGUGCUCACCUCUUUAUUGCUGGUGAUCUAAACUAUCGUAUAUCCGACAGUGCGCCAGCCCUGGACUCGGUAUUUCCUGAUCGCAAUCCCGAUAAUGCGCCCGAAAGUCCCAAUCACUUUUCUCACUUUUUAGCUCACGACCAGCUUACUGCUGAGAAAGCGGCUGGUCGCGCAUUGCACGGGUUAUCCGAGGCGAAAAUCAAGUUCCCGCCGACUUAUAAGCUGGUGCUAUCGCCAAAGCCAAAGCCUCAUGCCGGGAUCGAGAUUGCCGGGGACGAGGAUGAUGACAUGGAUGAAGUCGAGUGGUCGUGGGCUCCUCAUCGAUGGCCUAGCUGGUGCGACCGCAUUCUAUUCCAGGAGAUACCCUGGUGGGCUAGGGAGAUCGUCGGCAAUAAGAGUAUGGAUGUUUUAGCUUACAAUGCACUUCCUCCCGUGAGAUCGAGCGACCAUAAAGCGGUGUUCUUGCGCGUAGAGGUUCCGAUGCUUGAGAACAACUGCCUGAUACCUCCUAAUUCUGCUGUAGAGGUGGAGCUUAGAGCGAAAAGCGUUAGUAGCUUACCUGACCCUCGCGUCCUGCUCCCAUUCCCAAUCGAUGUUCAGUCCUGGGAACGUCGAGCUCAGAUUCGGAAGUGGGAGUCGACCAUAGGUUGGUCUAUGCUGAUCUCACAGUCGAAAGAGGGUCUCGUGGUGUUUAUUACCCUGCUUCUCGUCGGUCUUGGUACUUGGUGGUACAGGUCUCGAUAGAUACCAGCUUUGCUACACCUUGCAAAACAGAUGACUGGCUGCCUAGCAGGCUGGGCAGGACUGCGCAGGUCGUAGGUUAGGAGGACCUAGGCGAGCGUAUUAAGUGACCCUGCUUAAGUACGGUCGUACUUCGGGUUCGAUUAAACCACGACUACGAUAAACAUAUCAUUAGAGAUCCAUGUUGUCUCUUUGUUGUUAUUUUUAACCCGCAUUUUUGCCUCUUGCACUAAAUGUAUAAUGGUGGACUACGGGUGACUUCGGUAUUGGCACUAUUAUUAGAUGGGUUCCUCAGAGGGAUGAGUGGCAGUAAUUAAUUGUUAUUAUACCCUUAUCGAAAGACCAAAGAUGCUGUUUUAUAUACACUUUAGAAGAGUCAUUGAGGGCUAGGAAUACUUUAGAAUUAUCUAUGAAGUUUGCUGGACUUUCAAGCUCGGGUAAUUAUACUAUCUUAGAAUAUUGGAAUAGCUUCCGGAUACGGAAACCGACGCCACCCGCAUCAUCACCAAGUCUUUGUCGAUUUUACUAGGUCUACAAACAACUAUGUCCAACUGCUCUUCGCAAAGUUAGUCAAUAGCAU